This is a messenger RNA of Heterotrigona itama, 2401 nucleotides long. The record is from the annotation of a GenBank genome assembly. NCBI's taxonomy places the organism in Eukaryota, Metazoa, Arthropoda, Insecta, Hymenoptera, Apidae.
AUGGGUUAUUUAAAUACUUCUUGCAUUAAAUAUCUUCAGUUUAAUUUCUUUUUAUAAUAUCUUUUUAUAUUUAUUUAAUUUUAAAAUUUUUAUUAUGUAUUUAAUUUAUAAAAUAUACUUAAUAUCUAAUUUAUUAUAUUAAGUAAUAAAUUAAUAUAUUUAUUUUCUAUAAUAUUUUGGCCACUGUAAUCAUGAUAGUCGAGUCUUGUGUUACAGUGUUAAUAAAAUUUCAAGAUGUUCAUAUAACACACAUAAUAUAUUUAUAAAAGUCCUUAUAAAUAUUCAAAUAUUUCUGCGAGCUUGAUUCACAAAUUAAUAUCAUACAUAAAUUGAUAUAUGUUUCGUACAACAUAAUUAAUUACUUAUUCUUAUCUAAUUUAUCUUAUCUAAUUUAAAAGACAUUGAAAUUAAAUUCAACGAGACACAAACGUUGAUAGACACAAUUUGAUAAUUAGUGUAUAAGUAUAUACUUAUCAAAGAUCUUUCAUCCUGGAGUGACCAUCAGCAAUCACAUUGCUGUUUCGUAUCAAUUAAAGCAGAAAAUUAUCGGUUGCCCUCUAACAUAUAAAAUCACUGCAACAUGCGAAUCUCUGUCAGUAGCAUCCGCUAAGUAACUACAUACUGUUGAAUUUGUUUUUCAGGAAGCUUAGCUAAAAAUAAAUACUGCACCGCGAAGAUGAUUUACGCGGGUAUCGCGUUCUUCUUGUCAUUGUUACUGUUCGUGAUUGGUUUCUCCGUAGGGUUGAGUAUUGGCAACUUCAAAGGAAGCGAUGCUCUCGACACGGCACCACUUAUCGAUGGUCACAAUGAUUUGCCUUACAACCUGUACGAGUUACUCAACAACAAUUUGGACACGUUCAACUUCACGCGAAAUUUGAGCGACGAUGCACUGUGGGGUUUCAAUGCAUGCAGAACAUGCCAUACAGAUCUUCCCCGACUGAGAAAAGGAAAAAUAGGUGCACAAUUCUGGGCCGCCUACGUUCACUGUAAGUCGCAAUUUAAAGACGCAGUACCGCUUACACUGAGACAAAUCGACGUUAUCAAAAGAUUAGUCGCUAAAUAUCCGAAAGAUUUGCAAUUCGCAACGAAAGCCAAACAUAUCGAAGAAGCAUGGAGUAAUGGAAAAAUUGCUUCGUUGAUUGGUGUCGAAGGAGGUCACUCCAUUGACUCUAGUUUGGCUGUUCUCCGGCUCUACUACGAACUCGGUGUGCGUUACAUGACGCUCACCCACAUGUGCAACACACCAUGGCUGUGGUCCUCGAAAUGAAUCGGUUAGGAAUGUUGGUCGAUUUAGCGCAUGUGUCCCAUAACGUUAUGAGGGAGACACUCGCAGUAACGAAAGCUCCUAUCAUUUUCUCCCAUUCAUCUGUCUUUAGCCUUUGUCGCAACUAUCGUAACGUACCUGACGAUGUUCUUCACAUGGUUAUUGCCAGAGGGUUUGGAAGACGUUUCUAAAUACCCGGAAUUAUUCGAUCGCCUGUACGAAAGCGAUGUGACCCCACGAUGGACCAAAGAGGAACUUGAAAAAUUAGCCGGCAGAAAUUUGAUCCGUGUAUUAAAAGCUGUGGAAGAAGUGAGCGAUUCAUUGAUAAACUCGGAACAGCCACGACAAGAUUCCAUAGACGCACGAGAAAUUUAUGAAACUGAAAAAGAGAAUCAUCUUCAACCAGGUUUAUGUAACACCGCGAAAAAAUGGAAUGAUUGGAAAGCGACAAAUUUAGUUAAUACGACACUUAUUUAAAGAAAGAAGACGUGAUGUUAACAUGUAAAAUCAAACUGUGAGUAAUAAAAAUAUAAAAUAUCGUAAAGUUACUUACAAAAAUAUGUAUAUUUAUAUCCUUAGGUCCUUUAUCCUUUUUUUUUAAUAAAAAUGUUUACCAAAAGUUCUAUCAACACGUUAUUGUAAAACUAUAUGUUUAUUUAUGUAAUUUUAUUGUACAGCAAUCAUAACGUACAAGAAUGCAUUAUUAUACAUUUAUCUAUGUACGCACACGUAAUUUCACACAUUAAACGACAUACAUAAAUAAAAUAUUAAGUUAUCAUUUGCAAAAUAUCUCCACUUUUUAAACGUUUGAAAUGUAUAAAUGUAUAAAUUUAAUAUAUUACAAUAAAUACACUGUAAACAAUAUAAUUUAUUUUUAAUCUAAUAAUAUCAUUAUCAACUGAUUUUUACUCUAUUUUCCAUUCCAUUAUUUAAUGAAAUGAGCUCCUGCGAUUUUUGCAUUCUGUUUGUAUAAGCAAUAAAGCUUUUCCUAGAAACAAACAGACAUUCAAGAAUGUUUAAUUACAAAAUUUGUAUUGCAUGUAUUACUACAAAUUAUUACAAAUUAACGUUUAUACUAACCACUGACUUUUUUUCGCAAUCGGAUAUAUUUUAGGUGGCGGGAAACCAUUGAACGAA